Eurytemora carolleeae is the source of this 2152-nucleotide messenger RNA. Its product is annotated as sodium-independent sulfate anion transporter. The transcript has 23 exons. The record is from RefSeq and is a predicted model, not a curated record. NCBI's taxonomy places the organism in Eukaryota, Metazoa, Arthropoda, Copepoda, Calanoida, Temoridae. Gene Ontology annotation, molecular function: secondary active sulfate transmembrane transporter activity. Gene Ontology annotation, biological process: transmembrane transport. Gene Ontology annotation, cellular component: membrane. The coding region runs from base 61 to 2082 and encodes 673 amino acids.
AGAAUACAAGCAACUAAAAUAAAUACCAACAGUUAAUUGAGAACAUCUGAUUUUCCUGGAAUGACAAAACAAGAGAAAGCAGUGAAUGAAAGAAGUGCACUUUUGAAACAAAAAAUGGGAAGAAAUGCUCAGAAAUCUGAUGAGAAGAGAGGAGGAGAGGAGGGGUCCUUCGCCCCUAGAAAGGACUCAUUCGAAGACGGUCAAAAUAAAGGAAGAUUUGGCUCCUGCAGUAUGGAUACUUGUGGAAACAAGACUCUGAAAUAUCUUAAGAAGAGAUUACCUUUCCUGUCCUGGAUCACUCAAUAUAAGGCCCUCGAUUUAAUUUCUGAUUGCAUUGCUGGGAUUACAGUUGGAUUAACAGUUAUACCACAGGGUAUAGCCUAUGCUGCAGUGGCUGGGUUGGAAGCCCAGUAUGGAUUAUACUCGGCCUUCAUGGGAUGUUUUGUUUAUUGUAUCUUUGGAACAUCCAAGGACAUUACCAUCGGACCUACCGCCAUUAUGGCACUUAUGACUGCGACGCAUGCGCAGUACGGACCCGAUUAUGCUGUUCUACUCGCUUUUCUUUCUGGAAUAAUUAUUCUUGCUUGUGGGCUUCUGCAGUUAGGUUUUUUGAUUGAUUUUAUCUCUGUACCUGUGAUAGCUGGGUUCACCAGCGCAGCUGCUAUAACUAUCGCUACCGGGCAGGUCAAAGCCUUGCUCGGAAUUAAAAUAGAUAGUCACCACAAAUCCCACACUCACCUGGGUAUAGUGGAUCCUUGGAUCGAUGUGUUUACGAAUAUAGAAACAACCAGAUACCAGGACGCGAUUCUUGGAAUAGUGUGCGCCAUUGUUCUUCUCUCUCUCAGGUAUUUGAACCGGACAUCUUGGUUUAAAACCUCUGAUAAUCCCAACCCAGGCCUGCAAACUCUCUUCAACAAAUUACCAAUAAAUGUUCAGCAUAUUGUCAGCAAGGGGGUCUGGUUCCUCUGUACUGCCAGGUAUCUUGACAAUUACCGGAAAUAUAUUCCAUAUAUUCAGGAAGUAGAAGUAAAUGAAACCUGUAUCUGGACUAUUACCGGAAAUAUACAGAGCGGACUUCCCCCCUUUACUCCUCCUCCAUUCAGCACUGUAGAAAAUAAUUCUACAAUCCCUUUUAUGGAAAUGACAAAAACUCUUGGCUCUGCAAUCAUUGUAAUUCCUCUUAUUGCAAUCCUGGAGAGUGUGGCAAUUGCCAAAGCUUUUGCUGGCGGUAAACCUGUAGAUGCUAGCCAGGAGAUGGUUGCCCUUGGAUUUUGUAAUAUCUUUGGAUCUUUUGUCCGAUCUAUGCCCACCACAGGAUCUUUCAGUCGAACUGCUGUAAACGCUGCUAGCGGAGUGAAAAGUCCCUUAUCUGGGUUGUUUACUGGAGGCCUUGUCAUCCUUUGCCUUGGAGUUCUCAUCCCAUACUGUGCUUUCAUCCCGAAGGCCACCCUUGCUGCUGUUAUCAUUACUGCUGUCAUUUUCAGUGUGGAAUAUCAUCUUGUAAUGCCGAUGUGGAGAAGUAAAAAAAUUGAUCUUCUACCUGCUUUCGUCUGCUUCUUUGUGUGUGUACUCUAUGAACUUGAGUUUGGAAUCCUUGCUGGCGUAGUUGUACAGAUGCUCUUCCUAAUUUACGCUGCUGCAAGACCAAAGAUUGCUGUCAACAUGAGAAAGAUUGAGGGAGUGGAUCAAGAAUAUCUGUAUAUAUGUCCUGAUCAGGGGAUUAUAUUCCCAUCUGUGACCUAUGUCAGGAACCUGAUAAACAAGGCAGCUCUGAAACAGGCUGGUCCCGAAAUACCUGUUGUUAUUGACUGCAGCAAAAUAAAUAACGUUGAUUUCACGGCAGCAGAAGGAUUUCAUGCAAUGAUAGCGGAUAUGGGCAAGAGAAAUACUGAAAUCUAUUGGCUCAAUCCAUCUCCUAGUGCUGCCCAUACCCUACGAGUUAUCGCCAAGGAUCAUUUCAGGGUGAUCUAUAAAGAGAGUGAAUUGAUCGAUGAGACUCGAUCCCAAACCAUUACUCCAGGUCUACCUUCCUUCUCACCUUUAGUAGAUGAAGAGAUGGGUCCAGAUACUAAUGGACUUUAAAAGAUCUCAUAACAAUAACCUGAAAACACGCUGACAUCACGCUAACUUUGGCAGAUUUUCUGGAGACCUC